Mobula hypostoma (lesser devil ray) is the source of this 8379-nucleotide messenger RNA. RefSeq names its product RNA polymerase I subunit A (gene polr1a). The transcript has 34 exons. Lineage: Eukaryota; Metazoa; Chordata; Chondrichthyes; Myliobatiformes; Myliobatidae. Gene Ontology annotation, molecular function: DNA binding. Gene Ontology annotation, biological process: DNA-templated transcription. The record is from RefSeq and is a predicted model, not a curated record. Gene Ontology annotation, cellular component: RNA polymerase I complex. The coding region runs from base 272 to 5410 and encodes 1712 amino acids.
UUCAGACAUUAUAUAGAGAAGUAUUUUUACUAUGGAUAUGUUUGAAAAGGCAAGAAGCACUAGUAGGAAAUCACCAUAGUCAGUAUCUAUGAAAUUGAGUAUUAUUGUUUUAAUUGUUUCACUGGGAGUUUUGUAAAUUUUAUCGAUGGUCUUUUAUCUCCCCUAUCGUGAGUUUUACAAAUCCCCAUGUGAGCUCUGUUCCCAAAGUUAAGAUGCUGAAUCGAUUUUAAUGCCACUUUCUUCAUAAAUAUCACCACGGACUCGGUACAAAAUGCUCAUUGGGAAAGAAAUUCCAUGGAGGCGCUUGCAAAGCAUAUCGUUUAACGUGUAUUCGGCGGAAGAAAUCAGGAAGCUGAGUGUAAAGGCAAUCACCAAUCCUAAUUUGUUGGACAAUGUGGGCAAUCCGGCAACAAAUGGCCUAUAUGAUCUGGCAUUGGGUCCAGCUGAUUCCAAGGAAGUAUGUGGUACUUGUGCUCAGGAUUUUACUAAUUGCCCAGGCCAUGUGGGCCAUAUAGAUCUUCCACUCACGGUCUACAAUCCCUUAUUUUUUGAUAAACUUUACCUUAUGAUACGGGGCUCCUGCCUGAACUGCCAUAUGCUGACAUGUCCUCGUGCGGUAAUGCACCUGCUAUUAAAUCAACUGCAGAUAGUGGAUUGUGGAGCUGUUGAAGAUGUGUAUGAAUUGGAGAAAAUAUUGAAUGAGGUCUUGGAGAAAAAUUCGAAGGCCACAAUAGACGAAAUCCAGGAAGCACUAAACGAAUAUACCCAGAAAGUGCUGAAAAAUCGAAUAUCUUGCAAGGCUUCUCAAGUGAAAAAUGUGACUGACUGCAAGGAUAAGUUAAUAAGGGAUUUCUGGAAAAUACACAUGAAAUCAAGGAAGUGUCCAAACUGCAAAGCUGGAAAAUCGAUUGUACGAAAGGAACACAACAGCAAGCUCAUUGUGACGUACCCCUCAGCUGCACUCAAAGUCAGGUCGAGAAAAAAUACUGAUGCAAUAGUGCAAGAAAGCGGAGGUAUUGAUGAUUCACUCUUCGGAAAACGAGGGUUCCUGACACCUAUCACUGCAAAAGACCAUGUGAUGGAACUGUGGAACAAUGAUGGCUUCUUCCUGAAGUAUCUAUUUCCUGGUUUGAAAAUGCAUGGAGAUUCAAAGUCCAGCUGGAACCUAGACAUGUUUUUUCUUGAUCUUCUGGUUGUUCCUCCUUCCAGAUUUCGUCCAGUUAAUCGGCUUGGAGACCAGAUGUUCACCAACGGGCAAACUGUAAAUCUACAAGCAGUGAUGAAAGAUGUGGAAGUGAUACAUAAGCUGCUGACCUUAAUAGCACAGGAACAGGUCAAGCCUGAACCGCCUAAUCAGACGGAGGAGAUAGCAACACCGGUAGAAGACACUUCAUCCAGGAUGGACCUUUCCUUCUUAGCUGGCAUUUCUGGACAGACACUGACAGACAAACUCUACAGUGCCUGGAUAUACCUUCAGAGCCACGUUAAUAUUGUUUUUGACAGUGAUAUGGAUAAGCUGAUUACUGACAAAUUUCCAGGUAUUCGGCAGAUCCUGGAAAAGAAAGAGGGUCUCUUCCGCAAACACAUGAUGGGAAAACGUGUAGAUUAUGCUGCCCGCUCUGUCAUCUGUCCAGACAUGUACAUCAACACCAAUGAGAUUGGCGUUCCAAUGGUCUUUGCUACAAAGCUGACUUACCCUCAGCCAGUGACACCCUGGAACGUGCAGGAGCUGAGGCAAGCGGUGAUAAAUGGGCCAAAUGUACACCCUGGGGCUUCCAUGAUCAUCAAUGAAGACGGAACCCGCACCAUUCUGAAUGCAAACAACGCGAGCCAGAGAGAGGCCAUUGCCAAACAACUACUGACACCCAGUACUGGCGAGCAGAAUCUGGGGAUGAAAAUUGUGUGCCGGCACAUUAAGAAUGGCGAUGUCCUGCUGCUGAACCGCCAGCCCACCUUGCACAGGCCUUCCAUUCAGGCCCAUCGGGCACGGAUCCUGCCUGGAGAGAAGGUCCUGCGGCUUCACUACGCGAACUGCAAAGCCUACAAUGCUGACUUUGACGGUGACGAGAUGAAUGCCCACUUUCCGCAGAACGAAUUGGGACGAGCUGAGGCUUAUUUGCUUGCCAGCACUGACCAACAAUAUUUGGUUCCCAAGGAUGGUAAGCCUUUGGCGGGUUUGAUUCAGGAUCACAUGGUCUCCGGUACCAGCAUGACCAUCCGUGGCCGAUUCUUCACCCGGGAACAGUACAUGGAACUUGUCUACCGGGGUCUCACAGAUAAACGAGGGCGUGUGAAAAUCCUUCAACCAGCGGUGAUCAAACCUUGCCCACUCUGGACUGGAAAGCAGGUUGUUUCUACGUUGCUGAUCAAUGUAAUCCCCAAGGAUCAUGCACCACUGAACUUGAUCGGAAAAUCUAAAAUCGGUGGGAAGGCUUGGGUAAAGGAAGCUCGGCGCAUGGUGAUCGACUUUGACUCAGAAUGGAUGUCAGAAUCCAAGGUUGUUAUUUUGAGAGGAGAGCUGCUGUGUGGUGUUUUGGACAAAGCUCACUAUGGCAGUUCACCCUACGGUUUGGUCCACUGCUGUCAGGAGCUGUAUGGUGGAGAGACUAGUGGAAAGCUAUUGACCUGUUUGGCACGGCUCUUCACUGCUUACCUGCAGCUAUACCGGGGAUUUACUUUAGAUGUUGAGGACAUUCUAGUGAAGCCCAAGGCAAACGCAAAACGACAAAAAAUCAUUGCACAAUUGGCACAGUGUGGAGCUAAGGCCAUCCGAAAUGCUUUUAAUUUACCAGAGUCUGCCUCAUGUGAAGAAGCUCAGGAUAAGUGGCAAAAUGCCCACCUCAGUAAAGAUCCCAGGGACAUGAAUGUAGUGGACCUGAAAUUUAAGGAAGAAGUGAAUCAGUACAACAACCAGAUCAACAAGGUCUGUAUGCCCCUGGGUCUUCAUAGACAGUUUCCAGAAAAUAACCUGCAGCUGAUGGUGCAGUCUGGUGCAAAGGGCUCAGCUGUUAAUACUAUGCAGAUCUCGUGUCUUCUUGGACAGAUUGAGCUGGAAGGUCGGCGGCCGCCAUUAAUGCCUUCUGGGAAAUCAUUGCCCUGUUUCCAACCUUACGACUUCACUCCACGUUCCGGUGGUUUUGUCACUGGCCGCUUUCUCACUGGUAUCAGCCCUCCGGAGUUUUUCUUUCACUGUAUGGCUGGCAGGGAAGGUCUGGUAGAUACAGCCGUGAAAACUAGCCGAUCUGGGUACCUUCAAAGAUGCAUAAUAAAGCAUUUGGAAGGGCUGGUUGUACAAUAUGACCUGACAGUACGGGACAGUGAUGGCAGUAUUGUACAGUUCCUGUAUGGGGAGGAUGGUCUGGAUAUUCCAAAGACUCAGUUCCUGCAGCCAGAACAGUUCCCUUUUAUUACAAACAACUAUGAGGUGAUCAAAAAGUCAAAGCACUUGGAAGAGGUAUUAAGUAAAAUGGAUUGUGAGGCUGCAGCCAAGUGUCAUAAAGCAAUAAAGAAAUGGAAGACAAGGCACCCAGCUCCCCACCCUCGUCUCGGUGCAUUCCUGCUGUUUUCCCAGAAAGAGCUGGGUAAAAUCAAGGAGGCGGAUCCUGAAGGGGAGAUGGUGAAUACUAGAGACCCUGUAACUCAGCGGUUACAGGAACUAUGGGAAUCAUUGAAUGCGAAGAGCAAAAAUAAAUAUAUGAAGAAGGCUGCUCGCUGUCCUGACCCCUGCAUUGCUGUUUAUCGACCAGAUAUCUAUUUCGGCUCAGUUUCGGAAGACUUCAGUGAUGUUGUCGAUAAAUAUCUAAAUGAACAGGAGGGUAAUGAUUCCAGCAAGUACAUUAAGUCAGAUCUGUCGCCAGAAUGCUUGAAGGACCUUCUGAGUCUGAAGUGGCAGAGAUCGCUGUGUGAACCAGGAGAGGCUGUCGGGCUCCUGGCUGCACAAAGUAUAGGAGAGCCAUCAACACAGAUGACACUGAACACUUUCCAUUUUGCUGGCAGAGGAGAAAUGAAUGUCACUCUCGGGAUUCCCAGGUUGCGUGAAAUUCUAAUGGUGGCAAGUGCUAACAUUAAAACUCCAAUGAUGACUAUUCCUGUGCUGAACACGAAGAAAGCAUUGAAGAAAGUCAAGAAGCUGAAGAAACAACUCACAAGAGUGUGUUUGGCAGAGGUUUUACACAAGAUUGAGGUGAAAGAUUCCUUUCGGGUUCAAAGCAAGUUGGAGAAGUUUAGGAUGUAUCGAAUAAAAUUUUACUUCCUGGAUUACAAACUAUAUCGAAAUGAGAAGUGUUUGACUCCAGAUGAUUUAUUGCACUACAUGGAGACCAGGUUUUUCCGGCUACUGCUUGAGAAUAUUAAAAAGAUGAGUGCUAAACUGGGUUCAUUUAAAGUUGUGAAUUCACGGAAAGCUACACAGAAGGAUCUGAAUGAAGACUCUGGAGAAGGUGAUGGGAAGCAGACACAGGAUGACAAUGAGUUGGCUGGUGAAGAGGAAGUCCCAAUUGUUGACGCGCAAGCAGAUGAAGGAGAUGCCGAUGCUACAGAUGCCAAAAGGCGUGAAAAACAGGAAGAAGAGGUAGAUUAUGAUAGUGAGGGAGAGGAGGCCAGGGACGAUGCAGAAGAACUGGAGGAGAAGGAAGAUGAAGUUCUCUCAAAAGACGAACAACAGGAACUCACCAACCAAGACUCUUCUGAAUAUUCUGAUUUUAUGAAGAAUAGUGGAGGGGACACCACAGUGGACAUUGCUGAUGCAAGAGUAAAUGCGGUGUUAGAUUUACAUCCUGCUAUUGAAGGUUAUAAAUAUGAUGCAAAUGACAGUCUGUGGUGUGAGGUUAAACUGAAGCUGCCUAUUAUGAAGGUGCACUUUGACCUCUCCUCAUUGAUCAUGUCUGUGGCUCAAAAGGCAGUUGUUUACGAGACCAGAGGAAUCACUCGUUGUCUUCUGAAUGAAACGACCAACAGGACAGGAGAGAAGGAAACAGUUUUGAACACAGAGGGAAUAAACCUUACCGAGAUGUUCAAGUAUGACAAUAUCUUGGAUCUGAGCCGCUUGUAUUCAAAUGAUAUCCACGCUAUGGCCAGUACUUAUGGUAUCGAGGCUGCUCUCAGAGUCAUAGAAAAAGAAAUCAAAGAUGUCUUUGCUGUUUACGGUAUCCAAGUGGACCCUCGACACCUUUCCCUUGUGGCGGACUACAUGUGUUUUGACGGAUCAUACAAGCCAUUUAACCGCAUUGGCAUUCAGUCAAGCUCCUCGCCCCUUCAGCAGAUGACUUUUGAAACCAGCUACAAGUUCUUGAAACAAGCAACUAUGCUAGGCUCUCAUGAUGAACUGAAGUCUCCAUCAGCCUGCCUGGUGGUAGGGAAAGUGGUCCGUGGUGGGACGGGGCUUUUCGAUUUGAAGCAGCCUCUUAAGUGAUCCCUCAUCCGAUGAGAGACUUUCUUCUUGGAAGUGGAAACAAGAUACGUGCUCUGAAUAUGUUUAUGGUCAGACACAGCGUCAAAGGAGACAGAUGCUCAAAAGCUGUUGUUUGCUGCUUUAAGCAAUUUGCUAAUGAUAGAGGGAAGAGAGAAGAUAACCACUAGCUCCACAGGCAGGAAGUGUGAAUGGAGUGCAACAAAGGAGGACUGUCAGUGAUCAAAGGUGGUAAUGGAAAAACGGAGGAGUUUGAAAGGAGAGUCAGCUGCUUUGUUUCAUUGCUGCGUGGGGAAGUGGUAACUCUUCUGCCUGGGGCAGCCACUUGAAUGAAGUUCUACAUAGCAUCAAGAAAGGCAAUAAAAAUGGAUUGAAAUUAUUUCUGCAGUGGAAGUGUUAUUGCGGAGCUGUCUGCAUGUCUGUACCGCAGGAUAUGCACUAAUUUAGUAGCCACUGUUGAACCCGUUGGAGAAAUUGAACACAUGGAGCAGCAUGGUGGUGUAGUGGUUAUUGUAAUGCUAUGAGAGCGCCAGCGACCUAGGCUCGAUCCCGCCACUCUGCAGGGAGCUUGCAUGUUCUCCCUGUGACCACGUGUUUCCUCCAGGUGCUCCCGUUUCCUCUCACUUUCCAAAGACGUAUGGGUUAGUAGAUUAACUGGUCAUGUGGGUGUAAUUGGGUGACGUGGGCUCAUUGUGCCAUAAGUGCCUCUUACCAUACUGUAUCUCUGAAUUUAAAAAAAAUGUUUUUCUUUUACCACGAUUUUGACAGCACUGUACUCGAGUCAUUGCCUCCGGCUAAAUACUAUCCACUGAGUAUCACCAUUGCAUUUCUGGGUCUAUAUAACAGCACCCAAGUCUUAACAUAAGUAUGCAUGAUAAUCCAUAUAAUGUGAUUGUGAAAAUGAACACGUUGUUUGUGCUAGAUGGUGAAAACUAUUUCAUUAUCAGACCAGGCUGAAACUUGGGUACGAACUCCAAUCGUGUAAGAUCAAAUUUCCACCAGAGAAAUGUUAAAACGUCUGUGUGAAAUUGACAUUUUAGUUUCUUACAUAGAAAAUAGGAAAAUAUCCAAGUUGGAAUAGGACUAUGCACUCACUGGCGGCUUCAUUCGGCACAGGAGUGGACCACUGUGGUCUUCUGCUGCUGUAGCCCAUCCACUUUGAGGUUCAACGUGAUCUGUGUUCAGAGGUGCUCUUCUGAACACCACUGCUGUAGUACCAUGUGGUUAUUUGAGUUAUUGUCACUUGUCAGGUUGAACCAGUCUGGCAAUCCUCCUCUGACCUCUCUUAUUAACAAGGCAUUUUCACCCACAGAACCUCCACUCACUACAUUUUUGUUUGUUUGCUUUUCACACCAUUUUCUACAUGCUCUACAGGUUGUUGGGCAUGAAUAUUCCAGAAAAUCAGCAGUUUCAGAGAUAGUCAAAGCACCCCAUCUGUCAGCAACAAUCAUUCCAUGGUCAAAGUCACUUAGAUAACAUUUCUUCACCGUUCUGAUGUUUGGGCUGAACAACAGCUGAACCUCUUGACCGUGUCUGCAUGCUUUUAUGCAUUGAGUUGCUACUACCUGACUGGCUGAUUAGAUAUUUGCAUUAAUGAGCAGAUGUACCUAAUAAAGUGGCCACUGAGUGUAAAUGAGUUGGAGUCUGUUGAAUAGUUAGUAUAGUCCAAGUGUUUUUUGUGUUCCUUUUUGGAGAUAAGAAUGAGCUAUUUAGCUUCUCUGGUGGCACGUGGCCAAGUGGUUAGGGCGUUGGACUAGCGAUCUGAAUGUCGUGGGUUUGCGCCUCGUCCGAGGCAGCAUGUGUGUCCUUGAGCAAGGCACUUAACCACACAAUGCUCCAGUUUACCCAGCUGAGAAUGGCUACCAGCAGAAAUGCUGGGGGUUAACCUCGUGAUGGCCUGGCAUCCUAUCCGGGGAGGGGGGGGGACCUCUCUCGUAUUCUCAAGCCUGAUUUAUACUUCUGUGUCAAAUGUACGCCGUAGGGUGACGUGCUCCUCCCCAAAAAAAGUAACUCACGUGUCGUGGCGAUGCAGACCACAACAACUGUGAUUGGUCAGCUUGGUAGCAUCGUAUUUCCUCGUACGCAUUUCCGGUUGCUUUUCUCCUCCAUGUCUGUACACUGAUGCGAAAUAAAUGGUUGGAGACGAUGAACCAAAUUGUCAAAUCUUCCUGCCGACAUCCGAACAUAUUUGAAAUGCAUUUCCUCGUUCAUGUCUCUCAUGAAGAAACUCAACACAGUGAUAUUUACCUUCAUUUUGUCAAAGUUGAUGAUCUUGUCAUUAGAACUGAAAAAUAAGCUGUUUCCUCUCCGUAGAUGCUGCCUAACCUGCUGAUUAUUUCCAAUAAAUUUUUUAAAUUUCUGUAAAUGGAAUUGCUCAUAGUCUUGGAAGUUGCAAUUGUCUUGGCAUCUGCAGCCUCCAGGGAGAAGUUUCAGUUUAAAAUUGCCUAAUCUAAUCUGCAGAUUGUGCCAGGUUUGAGAUUUCAACUUCCCCAAUCCUGAACCGGAUGAUGGGCCUUCUGUCUACUCCAUCAACAAACACCUUCUGUAACCUUGGAUAUCUCUUUUUCACAACCUAACCUUGUAAAAUCUAAGAAUUACAAGACCAGUCAACGUGACUUGCCCUUAAUUUACCUCUUAACAUAUGCUAAAUGGCCAUGGCACUUUUCCAAACCAGUGUAGUUCAUAGGUUGAUGUCUAAAAUGAUGUGGUUCUCUAUGGGAUGUCCCACUUAAACUCUAUGCACCUAAAACAUGACCUUCUGUCUUGGUAUUUCUUGAGAAUAAGGCAAGCACCUCCAUUUUUUUCUAGUUUACCUUUUCUACCUGUAUCUUGUUAUCUUAAUCAAAUAGUUCCUUUUGGGGACACAGAUGUCUGCAGAUACCAAAAUUUGAAGCAAUACACAUUGUCUGAGAAAGUCAGUGGCUCGGGCAGCAUCAUAGACCUGCUGAGUUCCUCUGACAUUUCAUGUGUUG